AUGGCUUCCGCAGUUCGGGGAAAGAUAGUUUCUGUGUUCAAAUUACACGGCCUCUCGCUCAAAACAGAGGCAACAAAGUUUCUGACAGAAGUACUGAGCCCCCUGACUGAAGUUGAGCUGGAGGAUUGGCUCGAUAAAAUUGUAGAAGGCGUUCAGAAACAACCAUUAUCUUCCUCCCUCGUCGAUCGAGAAAUCGCCGAGCAAGCUGUACAGGAGUGUAGUCAGUCAUCGGAGGACGACAGUGAUAAAGCCUUCACUAUCAUCGACGCUUUCAGCGUGCCGAGAUUUAUCUUCAAUCCGGACAGGAAAAAGUUUCUUCCGAGCAGUGGAUGUGUGGCACUGCAUUCCAAUAAUGCAAAUGCUAAACCGGAGGUAAGCUCACCGGCAAGGCAAGGUUCAAACGCCGACAUUUUCAUGAGCCGAACCCAAUUCGAAUUAAGGCCGACCCAAAUUAUUUAGACCGGCUGAAUUGAUUCAGACGCCGAUCUUAAUUGCAGCUGAACUAAGUUCAAAAAGGGAAAAAUGCUGAUUUCGGUCAAACUGCUUACAAAAUAUGUUAUAAUAAUUUAUGCUUUAGGCUCGGUACCCGGGGGGGGGUACUCCCACACAUUACCUAUAUGGGUAUGUGCCGCCCGACGGGGUCGUGAUUUUGAAGCUCCUGAUUUAGAACGGGGUAUCCAUUUCAGAGGCGUUUUCUAGAACGGGGUAUAAAAAUUGUGGAUCACGGCUUUAUCUUCUGCUUAAAAUUGUUGCUGAUUAUGAAGAAGCAUUUAUUUGAUGUAUAAGUCGAACAAAUAAAGAAAUAUCUUUUUAAAAAAACAGGGCUAUUUCAAUUUACAAACUUUCUAGAACGGAGUAUAAAAAAAUGGCCCAUUUCUAGAACGGGGUAUCAGUUUUAGGGCGAAUUCCGGAACGGGGUAUAAAAAAUCGGCCCAUUUCUAGAACGGGGUAUCAAUUUUAGGGGAAAUUGUUUUUAGAACGGGGUGCCAAUUUGGAGUCCCGGGCGGCACAUACCCACCCAAAAAAUACCCAAGUGCCCGCUCCGGGGCUCGGUACAUGAAAAGUUCGUCGUCUGAAUCAAAGCCAUUCCAAAGUCGCUCCAAAGGCGAAAUGUUUGGCCAGGCUAGACGAAAAGAACGGCUGAACUGUUCCAAAUUGAAACAGGCGUUCGUAACUGAUUCAGACGCCGAACUUUUCAUGUACUUAAUUCAAUGUAUUAGGUUCAGCUAUUGAAAAGUUUGGCAUCUGAACCGGGCCUAAGUUCUUCAUAAUGAGCUCAAACCCCUCCCCCCCAAAAAGGCGAAGGCAGCAAAAAUAGCUCCAGACAAUUGAAAAUAAAAUGCAAAUAUCGAGGCAAAUUUUAAAAAGGGAAAUAUUGAACUCAGAGCUAGAAUUUUGCCUGCUUCCUCUCCUCCCGCGAAUUUAAUACUCUGAGCCUGGUUAGGUGGUCCUUUACCUAUGAGGGUAGUUAGUGUUGGAGAAACUGAGAAUCAAACUAAGUUGAAACCAUUUAAACCUCAAUUUCAUUUUGACCUAAAACGCCUGCACUGCUCUUCCCACUCUUCAUAAGACUCCCACAGUGUCUGGUUUGAAACAUUUGAAAACCUUUUAUAAUAGCCUUGGCAGUUUCAAUAAAAUUCAGCAGAGGCAACUUUGAAGUCCUUUUGUAACAGCCAAAGAAAGCAAAAUUUUUUUUCUGUUUUGUUUCAGCCUCGCUCUCAUUAGAGGCCCAGGGCUGCGUUGCCCCAGCUACACUGUAUUUUGAGUGUGAGUGUGGCUUCUCAGUUAGAAGCAUGAUACUGACGGCUAAAGAAAACGUCAACUCCCUGGCUACCCCUUCGUUGUUUUGCCUGUGUCAUAAUAUAAUGGAGUCCUGUUGGGACAGCGGGGAUUUAUGUAAUUUUUCAAGUUCCUUAUAUUUUGCUAUAUUUAGGAUGGGGCUGUAAUUAACUGAGGCAUCGCCACUUGUUAAAGGAUUACCCAGAGGUGGGUUGGGGCAAUAAACAUUUUGCAAAUUAAUUUACUCAUGCACUGAUUUUUGUCUAUUCUUUGACCAGGUGUUUAGAGAGAGGUACAAUAUUUUAUACCAGAGAACCAUGAGACAUGAGUUGUUUUCACCUGUGGCUGAAGGGGCUAAUCAGAAUCAAGUGGCAGAAAAAUUUGCUCUCAAGCCAGUGGAGUUUCUCCUUGGAAGCACAGCUAAACUAGGGCAGCUUAUUGUACUGGGCAUGAUGACGCAAAUCAAGGAGGGGAAAUACUUCCUUGAAGAUCCCACUGGGGUGGUGGAACUGAAUUUGAGACAGGCUACAUUCCACACUGGUCUUUACACUGAAAACUGCUUUGUGCUUGCAGAAGGUGCUUAUGAAGAUGGUAUUUUUCAUGUCAAAGCAUUGGGCUUUCCACCAGCUGAACCAGGACAGGUGACCAGAAAUCACUUUGGCAACAUCAACUUUUUUGGUGGACCAUCUUCUACCAGCCUGAAAGCUUCAGCAAAGCUUAAAGCAAUUGAGAGGGAGAAUCACGAUGCCAUGUUUGUGAUAUUGUCAGAUGUUUGGCUAGACCAGCCUAGAGUAAUGGAGAAGCUGCGGGCUCUGUUCUCAGGGUACUCUGCAGCACCUCCAGCCUUGUUCAUCCUGUGCGGUAACUUCACAUCAGAGCCACAUGGGCCUCAUCAUUAUCACACUCUUAAAGAAUCGUUCCAAGCAUUUGCCAAACUAGUGGCUGAGUUUCCACCGUUAAUAGAGAACAGUCGCUUUGUGUUUGUACCAGGCACCCAAGAUCCAGGACAAGGCAACAUCCUACCACGGCCUCCGAUUCCUUCAUUUUUUACUUCAGCAAUCACUGCAAAAAUCCCCCUCAGUAUCUUUACAACCAAUCCUUGCAGGAUCCAGUACUGCACACAGGAGAUCAUUGUAUUACGUGAAGACCUCAUCAACAAGAUGUGCCGUAACUCAACUAAUCUGCCAUCGGACUUAAAAGACAUACCUGUUCAAUUAAUGAAAACCAUCUUAGCUCAAGCUCAUCUGUGCCCUAUUCCUCCUUAUGUGAGGCCCAUAUAUUGGACUCAGGAUCACUCCCUAAGGGUUUAUCCUGUGCCAGAUCUCAUGAUACUAGCAGAUAAGUACGACCCUUACACGUGCUCGAGUUUAGAGUGUGUUUGUACAAAUCCCAGCUCUUUUGCUAGAAAUGAGUUUGCAUUUAAGGUGUACUGGCCAUCAACUAAGGAGCUUGAGGACUGUAAGAUUACUGAUUAGGUGUAAAUACUGCCUCUGACAUCUGCUUUGUCUAUUUUCCAGACAUAGCCAUCUUGCUCAUUUUGACUUGUAAAGAAUAUAUUUACAGCAUUGUAUUUAGAGAAAACAAAUAGUACCCGAUCACAAAAAUGCAGACAGAGAACAGAAAGCUUAAACUGUGAAAUACAUGUAUCAUGCAAGUUUUACUGAAAAGGUUGUCAAACGAAAAUAGGCGAAUAAAAGGUUUUUUCUCACUGAGAUC
This is a messenger RNA of Porites lobata, 3495 nucleotides long. The record is from the annotation of a GenBank genome assembly. Lineage: Eukaryota; Metazoa; Cnidaria; Anthozoa; Scleractinia; Poritidae.